AUGUCUUACAAUUGUCACCACAUUCUAGUUGCAGAGCUUGUUGGCUUGGAUCACAGAAAAACUGUCGGAGUUUUAUACCAAGUUGCAUUUACAGUUGGACUUCUGGCACUUGCAGGAGCGGCUUAUGUCAUUACUAACUGGAGAUGGCUUCAGCUGGCAGUCACUCUGCCAAACUUUGUGUUCCUGACAUAUUACUGGUUUGUUCCAGAAUCACCUCGAUGGCUCCUAUCCCAAAACCAGAAAGAUAAGGCCAAUGAAAUUAUUGAGCAUAUUGCUAAGAAGAAUAAGAAACCUAUACCUGAUACUUUACAGAGUCUAACUGCAAAUGAAGACAGUGGUGAUAAACAAGUUCCAUCUUUCAAAGACCUUGUGAGAACUCCCCAGAUAAGAAAACACACUUUUAUUCUAAUGUACACCUGGUUUACAUGUGCUGUUGUUUACCAAGGAUUGAUUUUGCACAUAGGAUAUACGGCUGAAAACAUUUACUUGGACUUUUUUAUCUCUGCUAUGGUGGAAUUUCCUGCGGCAUUUAUAAUAAUAGUUACAGUGGAUCGCAUUGGACGCCGAUAUCCUUGGGCAGUGGGUUGCUUUGUGACAGGUCUGGCCUGCCUUGUUACUGCUUUUAUCCCUGAAGGUUUACAAUGGUUAAGACUGAUACUAGGAUGUUUAAGCAGAAUGGGAAUUACACUUUCCUUGGAAAUGACUUGUUUGGUGAAUGCUGAGCUGUAUCCAACCUUUAUCAGGAAUCUUGGCAUAAUGGUCUGCUCAUCAAUGUGUGAUCUGGGAGGAAUAAUUACACCAUUUAUUGUUUAUCGGCUGUCAAAUGUCUGGAAGGAGCUACCACUCAUAGUAUUUGCUGUAAUUGGAACAUUUUCAGGAGUUCUUGUUUUGCUUCUUCCUGAAACUAAAGGACGGGCUCUACCAGAAACUAUUGAAGAAGCAGAGAAUUUGCAGAAGUAA
This is a messenger RNA of Staurois parvus, 960 nucleotides long. The record is from the annotation of a GenBank genome assembly. NCBI's taxonomy places the organism in Eukaryota, Metazoa, Chordata, Amphibia, Anura, Ranidae.